Molecule: messenger RNA, 5277 nt
Organism: Aedes albopictus (Asian tiger mosquito)
Lineage: Eukaryota; Metazoa; Arthropoda; Insecta; Diptera; Culicidae
Exons: 1
Coding region: 1-5277 (1758 amino acids)
Biological process (GO): DNA integration
Molecular function (GO): nucleic acid binding
Source: RefSeq, a predicted model, not a curated record
AUGGCAUCUUUGCGCGAAUUGUGCAAGAUCGAGCGGGGGUACAUGGACUCCAUGGCCAACGUGGAAGCUUUCGUUGCAAAUUUCAAUGCACAACGUGACACGGCCAAGAUUGCUUCACGCUUGGAGCAUUUGGAAACGCUUUUCAAGGAGUUUCGGAAUAAUCGUGCUAAAAUUGAAACGAGACAGGAGCAAGAUUUGAAAUUGUCCGCUGGGGAAGGCAAGGAGGAGGAGCUUAAGAAGGACGUAGAAGCUGAUAACAAGAAAACUCGUCUGGAUUUUGAGGACAGGUACUUCGAUGUGAAGGAUUUUCUUACGUCGCACCGGGGCACUCCGACAGCUGCAGCUUCUUCCGCUCCGCCCGGCCACAUUCCUAACUCCCGAGUCCAUCUCCCUGUAUUCAAAAUCCCUUCGUUUGACGGCUGUGUGAAAGAUUGGUUGAGUUUUCGUGAUGCUUUCCAGAGCAUGAUCGGUAAAGAUGCUUCGCUUUCGCCGGUCGAUAAGUUCCAUUAUCUUCUCUCCGUGCUCACCAAAGAAGCCCGGACGUUGGUGGAAUCCAUUGAAGUAACGGCGGCCAACUUCGAUGUCGCGUGGCAGAUGCUCGAACAACGGUUCGAGAACAAAAAGAUCAUCGCUCGAGCACUGAUGGACAGUUUCCUGAAUGCCGAACCCAUCAAGCGGGAAUCGUACGACGCUCUAGUUGGUCUCAUCGACUCGUACGAGCGGAAUCUUCUACAGCUGCGUAAAAUUGGACUGAAGACAGACGGGUGGACUCAUUUGCUUGCGCAUAUUCUGUAUACACGUCUCGAUAUUGACACACAACGGCAUUGGGAGCGUGCUCACAACUCUCGUGAAGCACCAAAGUACGAGGACUUGUUACAGUUUCUUCGGGAUCACCUCGCAACUCUACAACCCCUGGCAUCCAUGAAAACCCGGGAUUCGGACUCUCGUCAAGAUCAUGGGAAAUCGACGGCCAAAUCCAAGGUCGGUUCGACUCUCACAACUACCACGACUCAGAAAAAAGUUUGUCCACACUGUCAGAAAUCCUCUCACUCACCUUUCAAAUGCGAAUCCUUUAUCAAUAUGAAUCCUUCCCAACGGCUUGAAUCAGUCAGGAAAGCUGGUUUGUGCCUAAAUUGUCUUUCCUCUUCCCACUUGGUCAGGGCUUGUCCUAGCUCAGCUUGUCGUGCCUGCGGUCAAAAGCACCAUACAAUGCUGCAUUUGCGCCCAGCAAGCAACGGACAAGAUCACUCGCAAUCGCAACCAACGAAACCCGCUAUUCCACAAAGUCAGCCCGCAAUCGCACCUUUGAACAAUUCCUCCGCUUCGCAAUCGCAAACAGUUACCACCGCACCCUCCGCUGGCCCAUCCACCUCUCGUCCAGUCGCUCUUCCUGCCACUACUACUGCCGAUAGUAGCGUGAUUCUUCUCUCGACUGCUGUCGUCAAGAUAGCUGACUACAACGGAAAUGUCCAGUUCGCUCGCGCCCUCCUUGAUUGCUGCUCCGAACGAAAUCUGAUGAGUGAACAUUUGGCGCAGAAAUUGGAUCUACGUCGGCGGAACGACUCGUUGUCUCUCCAAGGUGUGGGUCCCAGUGCUGCUGUGUCGAGGCAAUCGAUCCACAUUUUGCCGGAGUUUAAGCCGAUUUUACCGUCAAACCGAUUGUCGGUAGCCUCCUGGAAGAUUCCUCCAUCCGUACAACUUGCUGAUCCUCGCUUCUUUGAGCCGAAUCGCAUCGAUGCUAUCAUCGGAGCCGAAGUGUACUAUCGUCUACUGCUAGAAGGUUUCGUCGACCUCGGACCGGAACUACCCCAGUUGAAGGAAACGGUUUUUGGGUGGAUAGUAUCCGGAAAGGUGAAUACGGUGGACUCGAGCCUGUCUGCCACCACGCUAGUCUGCAGCAACGCUGAGUUGGAAAAUCAGCUUGCUCGCUUCUGGGAAGUUGAGUCGUGCAAUACCAACGAGACCUUCUCAACGGAAGAAUGGAAAUGCGAAACCCAUUUUGCCGCCACCACGGUUCGAGACUUUACUGGAAGAUUUGUGGUGUCAUUGCCGAAGAAACCAGAUGUUCUGGACAAGUUGGGAGAUUCUCGUUCCAUCGCAACUCGGCGCUUUUUGUCCCUGGAACGGCGGCUUCAGGCGAAUCCUUCACUGUUGGAGGCGUACACCGAUUUCAUACGGGAGUACGUUCAUCUAGGACACAUGGCACCGAUCGAUGCUAGCGCAGAAGUUCCCGGGCAGAAGUCCUAUUAUAUGCCUCACCAUUGCAUAGUUCGACCGGAGAGUGUCACGACGAAACUCCGCGUCGUCUUUGAUGCGUCGUGCCACACUGAUACUGGUGUGUCGUUGAACGACGCACUGAUGGUGGGUCCAGUUGUCCAGGACGACCUGUACAGCAUUAUCCUACGAUUCAGACUUCCUCGCUUCGUCAUCGUCGCUGAUUUGCAGAAAAUGUACCGGCAAGUGUUGGUGUCUCCGUCUGAUCGGCCCUUGCAACGUAUUCUGUUUCGAUCGUCACCAUCGGAACCUCUUCAAACCUUCGAAUUGCUGACGGUUACUUAUGGCACGGCGGCAGCUCCGUACCUGGCGACACGUUGUCUCCAGCAACUCGCCUUUGACGGCGAAUCGACUCACCCAAAGGCCGCAGAGGUGGUGUCAAAAGACUUCUACAUUGACGAUCUGCUUACGGGAGUAGCAUCGGAAGAAGAAGGUGUUGAACUUUGCCGAGAGCUGAUUGAUCUCUUGCAGUCGGCUGGAUUUAAGUUGCACAAAUGGGCAUCCAACAGUUCAGCAAUUCUACAGCAUAUUCCAGCAGAGUUUCGAGAAGAUCGAAGUCUGGUGGAGCUCGAUUCGUCAUCCUCGCCUGUGAAAACCUUGGGGCUGCUCUGGCAGCCAGACGAAGACGUCUUCCGCUUCAAAAUACCCACUUGGACCCAGGACGCUGCUAUAACCAAACGAUUGGUGCUUUCUGAGACAGCACGCUUAUUCGACCCUCUCGGCCUGUUGGGGCCAGUUGUACUACGCUCGAAACUUUUCAUGCAGGAGUUAUGGAAAGCGAAGGUUUUCUGGGACAAUCCGCUCAACGAUCGUCAACAGCAAUUCUGGAAAUCCUUCCGAAAUGAUCUCGAAAUUCUCGACGAGUUUACCGUUCCACGGUGGGCGGCAUCCUGUAACGAUCCAGUCUACGUAGAGCUGCAUGGGUUCAGUGACGCCUCCGAACGCGCAUACGGCGCGUGCAUCUACCUCCGCACAGUUUCGUCUAGCGGAAUCGUCUCGGUUCAUCUGCUUACAGCUAAGUCAAAAGUGGCUCCGACGGGAACCGAGAAAUUUGGUUCAACUAUUCGCUUACCGCGUUUAGAACUUUGUGGUGCUCUCCUACUCAGCCAUUUGUUCGAAAAAGUGGAAACUAGUCUUCGUAUCCAAGCCCGGUCUUUCUUCUGGACGGAUUCAACUAUUGUCGUCCACUGGUUGUCCGCUUCACCGUCUCGUUGGAAAACUUUUGUCGGCAACCGAGUGGCUGAAAUUCAGCAAAUCACCGCUGCUGGAAGCUGGAGACACGUUCCAGGCAUCGAUAACCCAGCAGAUGUCAUAUCCCGGGGAAUGUCUGCAUCGGAGCUUGUAGACAAUAUGCUGUGGUGGCAGGGACCACAGUGGUUGCAGCAACCCUACCUGUUCUGGCCCGCGUUAGUCAAAACCUCCGACGAUCACUUCAGUUCAGAGCAACUCCAGGAUAAACCCACGGUUUCGCUGCCUACAGUCGUCCAAAGUUCAAUAUUCGCCCUGAAAUCUUCUCUAUCCAGUCUAGUCAGAUUGGUAGCCUACAUACAGAGAUUCUGCUACAAUUCGAAGAUACGUAAUGUGUCUAGCCGCAGAUCCGGAGCCUUAACCACAGCAGAGUUGGACGAAGCGUUGUGUAGUUUGGCCAAACUUGCUCAACAGGAAUCGUUUCCGGAAGACCUGCACUCUAUCCGCACCACUGGUCAAGUGAAGUCAACGUCGAAGCUGAAAACUUUGUCUCCAGUUCUCGUCAAUGGUAUUCUUCGCACUAGAGGACGUCUCAACAAUGCAGCUGUCCCGUACGCUCAGAAGCAACCUAUAAUCUUGGACAACAAGCAUCCGUUCACGCUGUUAGUCGUUCGUCACUACCACCUUCGUCAACUACAUGCUGGACCGACUCUCCUGAUAGCAAGCGUUCGUGCGAAGUUCUGGCCUCUCCGGUUACGUGAUAUCGUGAGAAAGGUUACGCACGAGUGCGUUACCUGUUUUCGAAAUCGGCCAAGCUUCGCAGAACAAAUAAUGGCAGACUUGCCACCAGUUCGGGUAUCGCCAGCGUUGCCGUUCCUGAACGCUGGGGUGGAUUUCUGCGGACCUUUCUAUCUCCGACCUCCGACAAGGAAAGCUGCGCCGGUGAAAUCUUUUGUAGCUGUCUUCGUUUGUCUAUCAACCAAGGCAGUACACCUAGAGUUGGUAGGCAAUUUGUCAACCGACUCGUUUAUCGCUUCCCUGAAGAGGUUUGCUGCUCGCCGAGGAGUUCCGCAGACCAUUUACUGCGACAAUGCGACAAACUUUGUCGGCGCUCGCCGAAUACUGAACGAGUUCCUGAAUCUGUUUCGGACCCAGCAGAAUCGCCUGGAUAUAGAACGACAAUGCUCCGCUGAGGGCAUUCAGUUCUCGUUUAUUCCUCCGAGAUCGCCGCACUUCGGGGGAAUCUGGGAAGCAGCGGUUAAAUCCCUUAAGACCCAUCUCCGCCGCACUCUUGCAAACGCAAUGGUGACACCCGAGCAGUUUCACACAGUGCUUACGCAGACCGAGGCACUGCUCAACUCUCGACCGCUCACGCAGCUCAGCGAUUCCCCAGAAGACUUGGACGUCCUCACGCCAGGUCACUUUCUGGUACACCGACCGCUGACUGCAAUCCUGGAGCCCUCAUACGAAGAAGUUCCUUGCAACCGGCUUUCUCAGUGGCAGAUGACACAGGAGUUUGUCCGCCGCUUGUGGAAGCGAUGGUCCACCGAAUACCUAUCGGGGCUGCAACAGCGAACCCGAUGGACACACGAGCGAAACAACAUUCGCGUAGGAACUAUGGUUCUAGUUCGCGAUGACAAUCUGCCGCCGCAGAAGUGGCGUUUUGGCCGCGUAAUUGAAACGUUCCCUGGAAACGACGGACUCAUCCGGGUCGUCAACAUCCGAAUCAAGGACGGUAUCUUCAAGAGAGCCAUCACACGCGUGUGCGUUCUACCGAUUCCCGACAACUUACCCGAGGACCAGGAAACAGCGUAG